This is a messenger RNA of Leucoraja erinaceus (little skate), 1562 nucleotides long. Its product is annotated as cystinosin-like. The annotation marks the transcript as partial. The record is from RefSeq and is a predicted model, not a curated record. The transcript has 6 exons. Lineage: Eukaryota; Metazoa; Chordata; Chondrichthyes; Rajiformes; Rajidae. Gene Ontology annotation, molecular function: L-cystine transmembrane transporter activity. Gene Ontology annotation, cellular component: lysosomal membrane. Gene Ontology annotation, biological process: L-cystine transport.
UAUUUGUUUUGUAGGGCUCCAACACACAUUCAUUUUCUGGUGGUGCACAGCCGUGUCCUGAAGAUUAUAAAUAUGUUAAUUGGUUGGAUUUACUUCCUGGCAUGGUCCAUCUCUUUCUACCCCCAGGUUCUUGAAAACUGGAGACGUAAAAGUGUAAUUGGAUUGAAUUUUGAUUUUCUGGCAUUGAAUCUAACUGGCCAUUUGGCAUAUGGAGUGUUUAACAUUGGCCUCUUCUGGAUUCCCUGUGUGAAGAAACUAUUUCUUCAGUGCCAUCCAGAUGGAGUGAACCCUGUGGAAUCAAAUGAUGUGUUUUUUAGUCUCCAUGCAAUCUUGUUCACUUUCAUCACCAUCUAUCAAUGUUUCAUUUAUGAGCGGGGGUCACAGAGAGUGUCUAAGAUUGCAACUGGAUUUCUCGUAGCUGCAUGGCUGCCUGCUAUAAUCUUCAUCAUCCUGGCUUCAAGUGGUCAAAUAACAUGGCUCCAACUUGUCUACUAUUUCUCCUACAUCAAACUAGGCAUUGUCCUCAUUAAAUACAUUCCUCAGGCUUGUAUGAACUAUCGAAGGAAAAGUACAGUUGGCUGGUGCAUUUGGAACACAAUCCUGGACUUUGUUGGGGGUAUUUUCAGCCUUCUACAGAUGUCCUUGCAGUCCUACAACAAUGAUGAGUGGAUGCUGAUCUUUGGAGAUCCGACCAAGUUUGGCCUUGGACUGGUAUCCAUCUUGUUUGAUUUCAUCUUCAUGGUGCAGCAUUAUUGUCUGUACAACAAAGCCAAAGGCUACUUGUCUCUGAAUGAUGGAGAAUCUUCUGUGAGCUAACACCAGAAACCUCUUUAAUAUGGUUCAAUUACUUGGUUUGUACAAUUCACAUUGGGCCAUAAUGAUUUGCAAUAGAACUGCACAAGUUAUGAUGCAGGAGUUUUAAAAGGCUAUUUAACAAAUCUGAGCAUCUCUACCUUUGACCCUCAUCCAGCCCUAUAUCAGAAAAAACAGCUGCUAGAGAACCUUUAUGUAACUUUGAUCCUGGAAUGUAUCUAUAAACUAAAUCCAUUUAAAGCCAUUGUUUCCAGUGGUGUGGGUUAUAAUGGAGUAACUACUUUGUUUGGAAAGGUGCACCUUGGUGCACAAAAGAUGAACCUUUUAUACUUGGUGUUUCAGAUUGCCCAAUUUUUGAACCAGUUCAGUUAUUCUAAAAUUAACCACAAGACUGAAAUACAAUUCACCAAUUAAACACUUUCCUAUUUGCACUUGCUCCCAUUGGCAGAAUGACCCAGUUUGGUUCCCCCUUUGUGGUGACUUUGCACUGCCCUGUCCCCACUUGUGACUGCCUGGAUAUUGAGCAUACAACUGGCACCUCGCAGUUUGCAAUGGCUAAUGGAUCUUUAACUGUCAAAUUGUCCUGUUUGGUCUUCAUGUGGAUUCAAAUCCAGUCUUUGUGCCAGGACGCAACAUGUGUUGAACUCUUGUUCUGUGUAAAUAAUUGGCUUAAAGCUGUGUUUUAUAACUAAAUUAAAAACUUGUUUAAGUACUUCAGCUUGUGCAUUCCUAAUCUGUAAUUAAUUGUA